AUGGUUCUAAAGCUGCUGCUUUUGCUGGCAGUCGUGCACGGCGGUGUGGUGGAGCUAAAAAGCGGCCCACUGGCUAGUCAUACCUGCGCUCGCGAUGACAGUGGACAAGUGAAGUGCUGGGGCGCAAACACUGGCGGCAAGCUGGGCACGGGAAACACGGCCUCGUAUGGUGAUUCGGCCGGGGAGAUGGGUGCCAAUCUUCCUGCAGUGGACCUGGGCACCGGCCGCACGGCUGUGGCCAUCUCAUUGGGUCAAGACCACACCUGCGCGCUGCUGGACAAUGGAUCCAUGAAGUGCUGGGGGGACAACUCUCAGGGCCAACUGGGGUACGGCGACACCACCAGCAGGGGCAGCAAUUCCGCUCACAUGGGCGACAAUCUGGCCGCCAUCGAUUUGGGAGAUGGCCGCACGGCCACGGCCAUCGCGACAGGACAGUACCACACCUGUGCCAUUUUAGACGACUGGUCCACAAAGUGCUGGGGCUACAACGACAACGGUCAACUUGGCCUGGGGCACACCAACAACAUAGGAGAUGGUGCAGCAGAGAUGGGCAACAGCCUGGCGGCAGUCAACCUAGGUACCGGGCGGUUUGCCAAGAAGAUAUCGGCUGGCGCCGGAAUCACAUGUGUUGUGCUGCUGGACGACACGGCGCUUUGCUGGGGGAAGAACAACGGUGGCCAGCUUGGCCAGGACAGCACAACCAACAUGGGAAGUACAUCCGGAAACUCCGUUGACAGCAUGUCAACGAUCAACUUGGGCAGCGGCCGCACAGCGAAGAUUGUGGCACCAGGGGAAUUCCACGUAUGCGCGUUGUUGGACGACGACACUGUCAAGUGUUGGGGUUCAAGCUCCUAUGGCCAGCUCGGCCAGGGCGACACUAGCAGUUGGGGAACCAGCAGUGGCAGCAAUGGCAUGGCCAACCUACCAGCUGUGGAAUUGGGGCAGAGUGCCUCUGUAGUGGAUGCCUCGGCAAAGCAGCUCCUGCAGCAGCUGGAUGUGGGGGAGCCCAUGAUGCAGUUGGAGCAGCAGACGCCUGAUGGGGCUGUGACGGUGGCGGCCUUCAUGGCCCCGAAAAACGCCACUGUGGCCACCGUGACUGCUGGCGAUGCAGCGGUGGAGGUGCCAGCGCAGCUGCUGCAGCAAGCAUCGGCCUUGGCCGCUGGCGGGCCGGUGCUCCUGAGCUUGGCCUCAUCACAGGGCCUAGCGGAGAAGAUGUCCGUUGCCAAGGAUGUGUCAGGCGUCGAGGCGACCUUGGCCUCAGUUCCGUUGGUCAUCGACCUCCGAGACGCGCAGGGCCGGAAGCUGAAGCUGGGCCGCCUGGAGAAGCCCAUGCUCCUUGAGCUGCCAGUGGGCAACAUCACUGGAUCCACUUGCGCCUAUUGGGACGAGGAGAAGGCAGCCUGGGCCUACGAUGGCUUGGAAGACAUGCCAGGAAGAGAAGAUGGCGCGGCAAUUUGCCUCACCCAUCACCUCAGCAUCUUCGCCAUGAUCGUCAAGGAUGACGUGACGGCUGCCCUCGCUUGCAGCACAGCCUCACAGCUGUUGACCCAAGAAGCAGUCAGGAACCUGGCCAGGACCGAGCGCUACGCCCCUGCGCCUUCGUUCGUAUUUCUUGGUGGCAUCCUCUUGGCAGCUGUGGGCAUGGGCUUCGCCUGGCGGUGGGACCGGAAGGCUGACGCGCGGGUGUCCUGGGCAACCCGCGAAGCGCUGCUUUUGCACCAGGAGCACGAGGUGCCCAAGGAGGAAACCAAUGUCCGCCUGGGCUGCCUAGGAAAGUGCGCUGAUUGCGUGCUGAAGUUCCUGGGGUUCGCCUUUGAGGUGAAAGGCCUCAACUUGGUUGACCUUACACGGCAGUGUGCUCACGCCCCAACUGCUGCCAUCAACUACAGCUUGCAAGCGAUCCACGCGCGCAGGGCCGGACUGGCAAAGGAAUCUAUGAGAGCAAUGAUGAAAAGCCAGAACAACAAGGUGAGCGUGUCGAAGUCCCGAUCUUCAACCAAUCCCGAAGACCGGCAAUCGGCCUUGACAUCUCUCCGGGAAUCUGCGUCGCGAGUUGGGCGAUCAGUGCGGCAAUCAGCAGUCUCCCUGUUUACAGCAGCGAGGCACAGCAUGAUGGGCACGGAUGCUGUGGUGGAGAGCUUCAAAGAUGCCCACGACAUCCACAGAGUCAUGGCGUCUCAGCCGUCGACGACUUUCUGCAGGCUUCCUGGUGCCGCAGGGUGGUACUGCUGUUUCCAAGUCUUCAUCCCUGGGUAA
Effrenium voratum is the source of this 2256-nucleotide messenger RNA. NCBI's taxonomy places the organism in Eukaryota, Dinophyceae, Suessiales, Symbiodiniaceae. The record is from the annotation of a GenBank genome assembly.